AUUAAAUGGCAAGGUCGUAAAACUAAACAACGAUUGUAAACAUCCGGUUAGAAUAUAUACCUGUGGAAUUAUUUUCUCCAAAAAUCUAAUGCAUGCAUAGUGUAAACACUAACAAUGUGUAAAUGAGGCAUACUGCACAAACACAAACAGCUUUCUGAAAAUUUGAAGUGGUAUAUCAGACAAAGAUGGAAGCCAAACGCAUGAAGGCAAAACUUGCCAUGGUAACUCACCUUCCUGCCGGAAAUGACGUAAUCAUUAGCUACGACCCGGAAGACCGAAAUUACGUCAUUAAAAUCAGAGACAAAUUGAAAGAAGCAGGAAUUGCCGUGUGGGUGGAGACUUAUGAUUUGGGAGGAGGAGCAAACGUCUUCAGCAAGGUCGGACAGGCUGUCGUGGAUGCAAAGAUAUUUUUUUACCUGAUCAGCACAGAUUCUGUGAAAUCAAAGUUAUGCCAGGAUCAAUUGGCUCUCGCCUACGUCUCGAAGAAAUCGAUUCUACCUGUAGCAAUAGACGAUGAAGAUGAUGUUUCUAAAAUUAUGGACAACGGCAUGCGAUUACAACUUGCUGGUUUUGAAUGGUCGUUCUUAGAUCGUGAAAUAAUUGAGGAUGGCUUACCUAGCUUGGUUGCUCGUAUCAAAGAUAUGUUAGCGGAUUAUGAUUCAUCAAACCGAGACGAAGAAACGAAAAAGAAAACCGAAGAAAAGAAAAGGUACCUACGAUCAGCUAAAUCUCGGUCCAGGAUCAAAGCAUCCAGAAUUCAUCUGCAAGACGGGAAGGCAUAUUGGACCAAUACAUUCGGAGCAGUCGCAAAUAUGUCUUGGGAAAGGUUCAAGGCAAAACUGUUAGAAGAUUUCAAACUUGAUUUUGAGCAGACUUUCGGGGAAGAGGAUACCGAAUGGCUACUAGCUAUCUUACACAGAGAGUUGAUGGUUGAACAUGAUGAAAACGUCUCUUUUGAGAAUUUCAUUGCAUUCUGUACCAUCGAUGAGAAAGUUUUGCCAGUAUGGUCCAGGAUACAAGAACAAGCUAGAGAAAGUUACGCAAUGAGAGAAGUCUUUGACAUGGAUUCUAGUGUAAGAGUUGAUGCUAUAGAAAAUCUAGGAAAAUUCAAAAGUCUGACAGUGAUUGGUGCCUUGAGAGAUUUAUUGGCAGAUAAAGACGCCAACGUACAGGCCGUGGCUAUCAUCUCAUUGGCUAGAACAAAUUCCACCGACAUAGAAACUAUCGUAGCUCUACGGAAAUGUUUGAGAAUGAAAGACAGGGUCGUUAGAGAAGCGGCAUGUCUUGCUUUAGGUCAUCUUGGUGUAGAAGCUGUUAUUGAAGAGCUAGUUAACCUAUGGCGAAACGACAUUAUUUCCAAUGUUAGAGAGGCUGCCCUUGUAGCGUUAAACAAAAUUGGAGGACCAAAGGCAAAUGAAGCUAUCAGAGUAACAGAAGUGCUCGAGAAAGAGAUUCGCAGCAUGAAAUCAGCGUGAUUGUCUAAUCUGGUUCCCUGCCUACAGAUAACUUUAGUACCAUCAUAUGAAUCAAAUAGGUUGAAGGACAGGCUGACCAUUCAACACACAUUUCAUAUGUAUAUGAUGUUAUUUAUUUUAGUAUUAAAUAUAUAUAUCAAGUA
Messenger RNA from Mytilus trossulus (common blue mussel), 1618 nucleotides. RefSeq lists its product as uncharacterized. The coding region runs from base 186 to 1475 and encodes 429 amino acids. Gene Ontology annotation, molecular function: oxidoreductase activity. The record is from RefSeq and is a predicted model, not a curated record. Gene Ontology annotation, biological process: signal transduction. The transcript is spliced from 10 exons. Lineage: Eukaryota; Metazoa; Mollusca; Bivalvia; Mytilida; Mytilidae.